AUGGGUGACCCUAAAAAUCCUAUCACGGAAAACUCUUGUCCACUUGCUACUAUCACUACUACUCAUACUACGACGUCUACUGUUUCUUUUGCGGCUUCUUCUUCUACUACAAGUGGUAAUGAUAAUGAUACAUUAAUGGCCACUACCUCCGGCACCAUCUCUCGUCGGAAAAAGCAUCCGGUUUACCGGGGAAUCCGUUGCCGGGGCGGAAAAUGGGUCUCCGAGAUCCGAGAGCCUAAGAAGACAACACGUGUCUGGCUCGGAACUUAUCCCACGCCGGAGAUGGCUGCUGCCGCCUACGACGUGGCGGCUCUUGCUCUUAAAGGUGGAAAAGCCGUCUUGAACUUCCCGGAUUCCGUCGGUUCUUACCCUUUUCCGGUUUCCUCCUCCGCAGCUCAUAUUCGAAUCGCUGCGGCUACGGCGGCUGCUACGGUUGGGGCUGCGGCUGCCAAUGCGGCUGUUAAGGGAGGUGAAAAGAAGGGAGAGGAAACAGUUUGUGAUGUGGCGGGAUCUUCAGCUUAUAUGGAGUUUGUGGAUGAAGAAGAGCUAUUGAACAUGCCUGGUUUGCUAGCGGAUAUGGCAAAGGGGAUGAUGGUGGCUCCGCCGUGGAUGGGAUCUCCUCCGUCAGAUGAUUCGCCGGAGAAUUCUGACGGAGAGAGCUUGUGGAGCUAUUGAUUGAUUGAAAUCUGUUUAGUUUUGUGUUGGAUGCUCUUCUAUGCGAAAUCAUCUUUGUGUUAU
Messenger RNA from Eutrema salsugineum, 738 nucleotides. RefSeq names its product ethylene-responsive transcription factor ERF026. Gene Ontology annotation, biological process: regulation of DNA-templated transcription. Bases 1 to 675 code for a protein of 224 amino acids. The record is from RefSeq and is a predicted model, not a curated record. The transcript has a single exon. Lineage: Eukaryota; Viridiplantae; Streptophyta; Magnoliopsida; Brassicales; Brassicaceae. Gene Ontology annotation, molecular function: DNA binding; DNA-binding transcription factor activity.